Molecule: messenger RNA, 1033 nt
Organism: Pseudopodoces humilis (Tibetan ground-tit)
Lineage: Eukaryota; Metazoa; Chordata; Aves; Passeriformes; Paridae
Source: RefSeq, a predicted model, not a curated record
UGGAUGAAUUGGGAUUUGGAAGGGCUGUACAGGCACUUGGAGAAGGGAAGGGACGAGACAUGAAGGCUUCCCUGGACACAAAGAGAUUCUGAGGGAGAAGACUGAGGCCUGCUGAGCCUGUCCUGGCACUCUGGAGGGUCUGGGAGAGCUCCAGCCCCGCUGCAGCUGAGCCCCCCGGGCAGCCCCAUGGACUCUCCCCACCUCCUGCACUUGGGUUUCCUGCUCCUGGCUCUUGCUGCUCUCUGUCCAAGUAUUGCCAUGCCCACUGUUGGCCCUGCUGAAGGGAGCACAACUGUGACAGUCUACCACUGUAAGGACUACAAGAGCUGCACAUGCAAGUCUAGGGAAAAUAAUUUUAAAAACUUUACAAUAAUCGCUGAAACACAAAACAAGACGUUUUCAGACGUACUAAUUGAGCUGGUGACCAACGAAACACACAUGACUGUUUGCUUUGAGCAAGAAAAUUCCUGUCUUGAAGGAAUUUAUGGCGUCUUCUGGCAGAAAGCUGGGGGAGCAGGACUCUCCUGUGGCAUUCUGAAUUAUGGAGAAAAUGGAAGAGGUAACAUCAAUACUGAGGAGAAGAAUAUUUGCUGUGAAGCAGAGACAAAUAUCUGGAGACACAACCCUACCCUGAGAUGCUACACUCAAAAGUCACAUUCAAAACCCAUCACACUGCCAGUUGAGUCUCCUGGUGAGGGAAUUCUAGGUAAUCCUGAACUUCUCACCAGCAGCAAAAAGACCAGCAUUGGCAUCUUGCUCUCAUUCCUGUUUGUUGGGGUUUGCGCAGGAUGUGCCGCCACGUAUUACUUCCUGUGGCGGCGGCGUGGCCAAGCUCUUAGUCAAUACAGACAGACUUCUAAUGAAGGAAACCUCGAACAUCUUUGAUAACCAUCUGCACGGGAGAAAACCUCUUUGCCAGCAGCAUCCUCCUCCUUUCUUACAACGUCCAGCAACCAGCUGAACACAGACUGAUUUUCCAUGAGAACUCCUGCUCAUGUAUUCACAAAAACUCCCUUUUUCACAAACGUACCUU